Hippocampus comes (tiger tail seahorse) is the source of this 1052-nucleotide messenger RNA. It is a transcript of the gene smn1, whose product is annotated as survival of motor neuron 1, telomeric. The transcript is spliced from 8 exons. The coding region runs from base 95 to 940 and encodes 281 amino acids. Gene Ontology annotation, cellular component: nucleus; cytoplasm. Gene Ontology annotation, biological process: mRNA processing. Gene Ontology annotation, molecular function: RNA binding. The record is from RefSeq and is a predicted model, not a curated record. NCBI's taxonomy places the organism in Eukaryota, Metazoa, Chordata, Actinopteri, Syngnathiformes, Syngnathidae.
UACGUCAUUGCGUGCGCCUACGUCACAUCUUCGACGCGUGUAGCUCGUUCGCUGUUAAACAACUAGCUGUGAAUUUAGCCACUGUUUUAUAUAAAUGGCGAAUGGAUGUAAAGACGCGCUAUUCAUGCGGGGUACCGGCCAGAGUGAUGACUCUGAUAUUUGGGACGAUACCGCCUUGAUAAAAGCAUAUGAUAAGGCUGUUGCAUCAUUUAAGACGGCCCUUAAGGGGGAGGAUGAGCCACAAGCGUCAGGCAAAAUCCCACCAGGAAAGAAGCGCAAGAAUAAUAAAACGAAGAACAGCAGGAAAAGAACUAAUACAUUGACAGAUAAAGAGUGGCAGGUUGGAGAUUCUUGCUGUGCGUACUGGUCAGAAGACAGUCAACUAUACUCGGCGACCAUCUCCUCUGUCGACAAGGAGAAGGGCACAUGCAUCGUUGUCUACACAGACUACGGCAAUGAGGAAGAGCAGAACCUGGAAGACUUGCUUUCGCAGAUCUCUGAGGACGAUGAAGAAACCAAAGCCACGAAACUAGAGGCGGAAUCUUCCACAGAGGAGAGUGACCGGUCUACAGAACCAAACCAGCACAAGCAACAGCCACACAGUAAAAGCCAAAAGGGAAAAUUCCCCAAGACACCUCCCCCGAUGUGGGCUCCUGGAUUCCCUCCCCCAUGCCCACCUCCCAUGCCGCCAUUCAGACAGGGUAGGAAAGGGCAUUCUGGUGGUCACGGGCAUGUACCUCCCCCCUGGCCUCCUAUGAUGCAAUUCGGCCCGCCAAUGAUCCCUCCGCCUCCGCCCAUGAGUCCCGACAUGGGAGACGACGAGGCCAUGGGCAGCAUGCUCAUCUCCUGGUACAUGAGUGGCUACCACACAGGCUACUACUUGGGUUUGAAACAAGGUCGCAAUGAAGCUGCCAAAUGGACCAAGCCGCAUCAGAAAUGAAAAAAAAAAAAAAGAAUGGUGGCCAAUAUACUUGUUCGUUUACAUCAACCGAUGCAGGACAGUUUUGUAUUCUAUGUAAAUAGAUUUAAUAAAGCAUAUUCAAUAAACACUC